Molecule: messenger RNA, 1947 nt
Organism: Phragmites australis (common reed)
Lineage: Eukaryota; Viridiplantae; Streptophyta; Magnoliopsida; Poales; Poaceae
Product: phosphomevalonate kinase, peroxisomal-like
Exons: 10
Coding region: 152-1690 (512 amino acids)
Biological process (GO): isopentenyl diphosphate biosynthetic process, mevalonate pathway
Cellular component (GO): peroxisome
Molecular function (GO): phosphomevalonate kinase activity; ATP binding
Source: RefSeq, a predicted model, not a curated record
UAAGUUCUCAUACUUGCGGCGCGGCGCACCCACGGCCACGUCGUCGCCGACUUCUCGGUUCCUCCGCCGCUCGCCCGCGACUCCUCUGCUCCCGCUAAGCUCCAGCGGCGGCAAACCGCCAGAUCGCGUUUCAGCCACGGAGAAGGACAGCAUGGAAGUGGUGGCCUCGGCGCCGGGGAAGGUGCUCAUCGCGGGGGGCUACCUCGUGCUGGAGCGCCCCAACGCCGGCCUCGUCCUCAGCACCACCGCCCGCUUCUACGCCGUCGUCCGCCCGCUCCGCGACGGCAUCGCCUCCGACUCCUGGGCCUGGGCGUGGACGGAUGUGAAGGUAACCUCCCCUCAGCUGUCCCGGGAGGCCACCUACAAGCUGUCAUUGAACAAAUCGACGCUCCAGUUGACGUCUGCAAGGGAAUCUGCAAACCCUUUUGUGGAGCACGCCAUACAGUUCUCGGUGGCGGCUGCUAGAGUGACCAUCACUGAUAAGGAGAGGAAGGAUGCACUAGAUAAGCUGCUGUUGCAAGGUCUGGACAUCACGAUUCUGGGUUGCAAUGAUUUCUAUUCCUAUCGGAAGCAGAUUGAAGCACGUGGUCUCCCUCUUACUCCGGAGGUAUUGCUUUCGUUGCCUCCAUUCUCUUCAAUCACAUUUAACUCAGAAGUUGCUAAUGGAACAAUGACGGGAGAAAAAUGUAAACCUGAAGUAGCCAAAACUGGACUUGGGUCAUCAGCUGCCAUGACCACAUCAGUUGUUGCUGCUCUUCUUCACUAUCUUGGAGCUGUUUACCUUUCGUGUUCGGGACAAUCUUCCAGUGAUAGUGUGACUGGACGAGAUCUUGACUUGGUUCAUGCUAUUGCUCAAAGUGCACAUUGUAUAGCACAAGGGAAAAUUGGAAGUGGUUUUGAUGUUAGUGCUGCUGUCUAUGGGAGUCAGCGCUACACAAGGUUCUCCCCAGAAAUACUCUCCUCAGCUCAGGUUACAGGUGGGACUUGCUUGCCAGACAUAGUAUCAUAUAUUGUUACACGGAGGUGGGAUCAUGAGAAGACUCAAUUUUCAUUGCCCCCUCUGAUGACCCUUCUCCUUGGGGAACCUGGAACUGGAGGAUCAUCUACUCCAUCAAUGGUUGGAUCUGUGAAACGGUGGCAGAAGUCUGACCCUCAGAAAUCCAAAGAUACAUGGACUAAGCUGGGAAUUGCCAAUUCAGUGCUGGAGAACCAACUGAGAAACUUAAACAAACUUUCUGAAGAUCACCGGGAGGCCUAUGAAUCCAUAGUGCGGUCCUGUAGUCGUCUCGUGUGCAGAAAGUGGACAGAGGUGGCUACUAACCAACAUCAAGAGUUGAUUGUUCGAUCACUGUUGGCUGCAAGAGAUGCUUUCCUUGAGAUCAGGCUUCAUAUGCGAGAGAUGGGCAUAGCAGCCGGUGUUCCAAUUGAACCAGAAUCGCAAGCACAACUACUAGAUGCCACUAUGAAUCUGGAGGGCGUUCUACUAGCUGGAGUUCCCGGAGCUGGUGGCUUUGAUGCAGUUUUCUCAGUGAUUCUGGGUGACGCAAGUGAUGCUGUAGCAAAUGUUUGGAGCUCAUCUGGUGUUUUGCCACUUCUUGUUCGAGAAGACCGUCAGGGUGUUUCAUUGGAAGAUGCUGACCCAAGAACAAGGGAGGUGUCAGCUGCUGUAUCAUCCAUACAAAUUAAUUGAUUCUACUGUUCACAAAUUCUGUUUAAGUAUGGUGUACCAUUGUUAUUCAUUUAAAAGUAUCGAUGGUGCCAAAUGCAUUGUUAAAAUAAGUGCUGCGCUAGCAGCAAGAUAGUAUGUUGUUUAUUGGACUAUCCAAGAGUGUAGAAAAUAAGAAAUUCUAGUCAAUUACACGGAACUAGUGCCUGUAGCUAUGAAAUGUACGUGAGAAAAUGAUGAGCUAUUUCAAUGAGCUCAUAAUGUAAACCUUCUAUUUGUAA